Liolophura sinensis is the source of this 983-nucleotide messenger RNA. RefSeq lists its product as uncharacterized. The record is from RefSeq and is a predicted model, not a curated record. Bases 279 to 602 code for a protein of 107 amino acids. NCBI's taxonomy places the organism in Eukaryota, Metazoa, Mollusca, Polyplacophora, Chitonida, Chitonidae. The transcript is spliced from 4 exons.
UGAUUAUAGGGCGUAUUCAAGUGUAAAUACUGUGGCAUACCCUUAGCCUCUUCGGGUACGAUACACAGAUCAUCACAUACACACUGAAUUGGCCUGCACAUUAACACCGAUGUAAGACGCCAGGCUAGCGCGAUGAAGGAUUUCUGCCACUGUGUAUAGCCUAUCCCAGCGAUCGCAAGACAGCUUACUCACGAGAGGAAUCCGUUACAGAUUUCGUCAAAAUAACACGGAAGCCCGAAAGCAUGUAAUGUGUGAUUUUGUAAACGCCACACCAGGAAAUGGCCUCGCGUAUCGACGGAAACCCGAUGUCUGGUGGGGGAUUUGAUCCAGGGCAACUCAAAAGUCUUAAAUUGUACCUGGACGCCGGGGGCAGCUUGGAGGACCUCGGCCUGCCCACCACGACGUUUGACUAUGACAAGGUCGCUGAUAGAAAUAUCGAUGCUGCUCUUUGGGUAAUCGGUGUGUUCUGGGGCUUUGUGGGUUUACUACUUGUGGUCCUGCUCUGUAUCGGAUUAAAGACAUAUUGCCGUAUGUGGGCAAAAUCCCAGCGCUUGUCGACCGGAAGUGAGGACAUUGUUGUGUUGGUGAUGGAGAAACUUUGAAUUAACGCCAUGUACGUAGAGCAGCAGUGAUACAGGGAGCAGUGACAAGAACGUUUAAUUUGACAUUGUGGAAAAAAUUUAGGACGAUUUUUGUACUCUGCUGUCAGCAUGAAUACGAACGUUUUGACCUAUUCGGGUAUAUAAUGCCGGAUGAUGAAGAAAUAUGCUUAGGUCAAAAAUGUUUCAUGCAGGAAUUUGGUGGUUGUCAAGGAAACGUCCGAAUGAACACAUGAAUUCAUGAACGGCAGCAUGGAUUGCGGCUUUUCUCGUGUCGGGGUGACCGUGACGUUAGCUGAACAUAGGAUUGGGUACAUGAAAGCAAGCUGUUUGGAAAUUAUGACAAAAUUACAUUAAGCUGUGUACCUGGUUUUACGGUCAGUU